Beauveria bassiana ARSEF 2860 is the source of this 1284-nucleotide messenger RNA. RefSeq names its product bacterial transferase hexapeptide. Bases 1 to 1284 code for a protein of 427 amino acids. NCBI's taxonomy places the organism in Eukaryota, Fungi, Ascomycota, Sordariomycetes, Hypocreales, Cordycipitaceae. The transcript is spliced from 5 exons. The record is from RefSeq and is a predicted model, not a curated record. Gene Ontology annotation, biological process: regulation of DNA-templated transcription. Gene Ontology annotation, molecular function: zinc ion binding; DNA-binding transcription factor activity, RNA polymerase II-specific.
AUGUGCAUGCCGUUCGGUCAGGAACAGAUCAAGCAGAUCUGCCUUGUCCAUCUUGACCCUAAUCGUAAUUUCUCGGGAUUCAACUGUCCACCAUAUGCUCGGUACUCUUUAGCUUCUGGUGCCCAAAGCGACACAGCCAACGAGCAAAACAGUAUCUUAGCUACGAUUCCCUCGCCGCCCGACGUGGCUCCAGCUCCGGUCCGGCCACAAGCGCCCAUAUCAGUCGAUGAACCUGCUUCUGUUCAAUUUUCGUUCGCCUCACCUGUUGCCGCUGAAAUUUCGCCUUCGCGCUCUUCCAAUUCCAGUUGUGCACCUGUCGAGCAGCGAUUAAAUCAACGUCUGGAUGUCGAAUAUAGUUUUGCGAAGCCACAAAACAGCGACCAAGAUGUCGUUCAUCACGAGGUACCACCCUCACAGUCACGCUUCAACGGUGUUCGGGAUGAGCGCAGGAAGCGGCAGCGUGAAUUUAGUCAUCGGACCAAGACAGGUUGCCUGACUUGCCGCCGAAGGAAGAAAAAGUGUGACGAGGCCAAGCCGGAAUGCGGCAACUGCAUCAAAGGAAACCACGUUUGCGACGAAUAUGCCCCACUUCCAAAAAUUUACGCGUCUUGGGCAGAUUCACAUUGUACUCCGAUAUCAAACGUUACUCAGCCACCCCAUUCUAGGGCGCCUGGUGCCGACGGCUACCAGCGCAACCAUGACCACCGUCCAUAUGAUCAGGAGCUAAGUUCAGAGCGAGACCGUGCCGCCACGGCUUGCUGGCGAUUCAACAAGUUGACGUGUCCGCCAACCAACGGUGUCUCUACCGUGGAGCGCGGCCGUCUGUUUUUCGAGAUUAUCCAGCCAACUGAGUCAUUUCUCUCCCCCAAUAUUGGCUGUGUUGGGCUUCAAGUCGCCGUUGAGACACCUUUUACUUGUUCAUACGGCUACAAUAUCAGCAUCGGCAACAAUGUCUCUAUAGGAAGAGCCUGCACCAUGGAUGAUGCGGGCAAGAUUCAAGUUGGGGACAAUUGCGUCAUUGGGCCUAAUGUCAGCAUGUACACCGUCGAGGCCUCUACCGAUGUUAAGCACCUUCGGGACGGCCGCAGACCCCAAGUUGCCAAGGGUAUCACCAUUCAUUCAGACUGCUGGAUUGAUGGUAGCGUUGUGAUCACGCCUGGCAGAGUCAUCGGAAAGGGUUCCAUAAUAAGCGCGGGCUCAGUUGUAACACAGGACGUGCCUCCGUUUACCGUUGUUGUUGGCAACCCUGCAAGCGUUUUGUGCUUCCUUGAGGUGCUAAUAUAG